Messenger RNA from Trematosphaeria pertusa, 1960 nucleotides. RefSeq names its product beta-lactamase/transpeptidase-like protein. The record is from RefSeq and is a predicted model, not a curated record. The transcript has a single exon. The coding region runs from base 64 to 1599 and encodes 511 amino acids. NCBI's taxonomy places the organism in Eukaryota, Fungi, Ascomycota, Dothideomycetes, Pleosporales, Trematosphaeriaceae.
UCCGAAUCUUUCGGUCACCAUCCCAAAUUUACCCCCAUUGUUUCCUGCCAUCCUUUGCACAUUAUGGAAAAUGGGGAUUUUAACCUCUUGGAAGCCGAAGUGCCCCUCAUUGAAGACCUGCGUCGUUUGAGUGGUGCGGUAGCACUCUCACUCGGUGUUUUCCACCAUGGCCGCAUUAUCUAUACUAGACACUUCGGUCGUCGAGAUGUCGAGAUUCCUGAUCCUCCAAACGAUGAUACAGUCUACUAUUUGGCAUCCGUAUCGAAAUGCAUCGGUGUCUGCGCUCUAGCGCGUCUGGUCUCGGAUGGCGUUUUGGACUGGGAUACACCAAUCCGCAAAUACCUACCAACAUUCGAACGCACAGAAGACGAAUUUGGACAGCAAGCGACAUUGCGCGAUCUUGCUUGCCAUCGGACAGGGUUACCGCUGGCGAACUUCUGGUGGGGCCAGAUGGAAGGCGAGCUUUUGCUCAACACGGCGCAGCUUGUUCAGCAGGCGUGUCAUCUAAAGACCAUCGCGCCCUUUCGAUCGUCAUUCUACUACUCAGCCUGGAACUACUUUCUCAUUCAUGCCAUUGUCGAACGCGUCACGGGAAUCUCGUUCGGCGAGGUAGUAAAGACACUCUUGCUUAAUCCACUGGGCCUCAAAAACACCACGUUCGACACGCCCCCAGCGACGCCGAACUUUGCCUUAGCGCACGCUGCACGCAACGAUGGAACGUCAUCGAGAAUACCCAUGAACUCCUUGGAUUCAUCCACUGGGUUAGGUGCCAGCAUGGGUGGAAAGGGCACAAUGGAGGACAUGCUCAGCUUCUUCAGUGCCUUUGUCUCAGCCUACCGCUACCAGAAAGAACAUGGGGUGGAUAGUACGCCAAAUACUCCCUUUUUUCAACUCCGAAGUGUCCUCCAGCCGCAGAUUUCCGUCAAAGAAGACUCACCCUCAUCGUAUUGUAUGGGAAUUUACCGCACGAAGCUUCCCGGCGUACUUAGCUGCGCAAGCCUCAACGCCCCGCUACUAGGGCAGAAGCUUCCAAUCUUUGGAUCCAACAACCCUGGCACGGAGAUCUUUCAUCAUACGGGUAACCUUCCUGGGUGUUUUGGUAGCUACUUCCUUAUCCCCGAGACACAGAGCGGAGUUGUCUGCUUAACGAACACGACACCGCUCUUUGACCCGACGGACUUUGCCGCCCAGAUUGCACUCGGCGUGCUGCUUCGAGAGAGUAAACCAGACAACUUGCUAGCUCUGGGAAAGCUAGCCGCGAAGCAGCAAAUCGGCUGGUACCAGAACAUUAACAAGUACCUUGCCAGCAAGCGCACAUCCGUUCGCCCCUCCGUGCCUCUCGCGUUGUACGCCGGGACCUACAUUAAUCGCGCAGCCAACUUCAAACUCGUCGUCACACCUACCGCUACGGGUCUUCGCAUCGCAGUUCAGGGCUCCUCCAAGACUUUUUAUGACCUGGAGCCAUUGGACGGCGAUACGUUCUUCUGGCCCGCUGAUCGAGAUCGCGGGCUGUGUCGGGGCAUGUUUCCAUAUCCCUUCUCACCACUUCAUACUGUGAAAUUUUGGGUCAGAGAGAGCUGGGUUGAUAGGUUGAUUUAGCAUACGGAUAUGCUGACGAAGCCGGACAUUUUCCAUAGAGCCUCUGAAGGGAGCAGCGGAAAGUUCUGAGAUAUUUCCUUUUCCAUGUUGAUUGCAAUCGUUGCCAGAUAUCUCCAACAGUCUGUCGCCAAUCGUUCCAGCUACUUGCUUGUCCUUCUUUCAACAGCAGUCGAUCUUCACGUACUCAACAUAUUCACGAUUUCUGAAGGAAACGAAGAACUGCUUUGGUCGCAUUGGCCCUUCAUUCCGGUCUAUGUUCUGGGGCGGUUGGUGACGGGGUAUUUUUCAGAUUUAGGAAUGUGUAGAAGUGACAUUCUAGUUGUCACCGCUGCUACUCACUUCGAUAUGGCUGGUCAAGAAU